AUUAAGUUCAAAACUACACAUAGCCAUCUUUGACUAGGCCUGUAUGGUACAGCAGGUUUCUUUGCUGUCAAUCAAACCCCCUCCCGCAGCUGUUCCCAAUCCAGACCGUGAAUCAGGCUCUCAGACGAGGCAGCGGUUUCCUUCCGAGCAGCUCUGCCUAGGCGCACCUACCGCUUCAAAGACAAACUUUUUUACAAUUUCUUUUUAUUCCUCUCGUUGCUCCUGUGAAAUGCCAUUAGUUGAGGACCCUGCUUAUCUCUCUAAGGCUCGCCUGAAGUCAGAUUUAGUUGCCCACAAUGUGGAGCUGCCACCUGCAGCGAGCAAGAAGGAGAUUUAUGUGGAGCUGCACCUGAAACACAUCGAUCAGAAAAACGCUGCGGAUUUCUCCAGCGAUGACGAGGAUCAAGUGCUUGAUGUGGCAGUUGGGGAUGCAGAAGAUGCAAAGAUGCCUGAGCCAUGUGCAUUGACUGAUAAGGGUCUCAAGAAUUUGUUACUCAAACAUGGAGUAAAAGCUGGGCCCAUUGUAGCCUCCACCAGGGCCGUGUAUGAGAAGAAACUCAGGAAACUGCUUCAGUCUGAUAGAGAUGAGGAAUUCAAUGAAGCAGAGAAUGCUGUGCUGUACUCAGACAGUGACGUGGAAGAGGAAGGGGAAGAGGAGAAUGCAUCAGAGGGAGAGCAAGAAAAACCAGCGGAACCAUUCGAGCUGAACCAACAACACAAUAAAAAUGUGCGUGUUCAGAGGGACGACUUUGCUUAUCCACAGUGCUUUUUCUUAUCAUCAAGGCUGCGUCCUUGUUCUCAUAGAAACAAUGAACAUAGUUCCAAGAGGAAUUCAAAGAAUGCAUUAAAAUCAUCAGAGCGGACUCGAGCACACUGCUCACAGAUUCCUACAGGCAUUGGCAAAGUCUCCUUCAUAGCUCAACACUCAGGAUUCAGAUCAGAGGUUCCCUCUGGAUCUCAGUCAGUGGUGCCCAAAGGCUGCUCAUCAUUUUCCUCACAGGCUUUCAGCAUCACUCAGAUGGUUGAAAAGAUGGAAAGUCGGAACUCACCCUCUGCUUGCUCCGACAAAGAGUUGAACUACAGCAGUAAGCCGGAACAUUGGUCACGCUCCAGCAGGCUGGACAAGGAGGUUGAAGACAAGGACAUAAUCAUGGACCAGGCAGUGUACUACACUCCCAAGGAUUGUAAUUGUGUAAAGGAAAUCAAGCAUCCUCAGAAACCAGUGAAAGAUAUUUUAAAAGACAUCUUCCCAGACACAAAGACCACGCCAACUGGGAUCUAUGCCACUGCACGGAGACCCAUCAAGGGUGCAGCGCAGCGGCCCAUCCAGUAUUCAUACCCCAGCACUCCAGUCAGUCCUACUACCCUGGAAAGGCGAGAAGUGGAGAGGCGUCUUGUACCCAUCUAUGCCCAGAUUUUGGUCUUCUUCACUGUGGUGUGCGUCCUUUACUUAAUUUCUGUUAUUGUGGAGGACAACAGCACUGUGGUGGCCUUGCUGGAGAGUCUUAACCACUGGUCAGACAGUGCAGAGGGAAUUCCAGUGCUGGAUCAGACACAGGACAAACAGUCAGUCUCUGGAGAGCUUUAAUUGUUUCAUUUACCAAUCUGUGUUGACAUAAACGUGUGAGCUUGCUGAUUUAGGCUAAGGCUAAGACAUGAACAAUAUUAGUUAAGAAUCUGCCAGUCAAGUUUAACAUUUUUGCAUUUUCUUUUGUUUGAGUCUAAUCGUAACACGCUUUUAUCACCAUGUAAGUACUAGAAAAAACACUUAGGAAAUAGGAAGAUUUAUUCGUAAAUAAAAAUUGUAAUGUAUAUUGCUGAUUUAAAUUGGGUUUUAUCCCAAUCCUUGUUCCUUGAAUUUGUAUUGUAUUACUUGUAUGUUUUUUAUAUUUGAUGGUUCAAUAAAGGAUAUUUUGCUCCAAA
Messenger RNA from Girardinichthys multiradiatus, 1923 nucleotides. Its product is annotated as lamina-associated polypeptide 2, isoforms beta/gamma-like. Bases 44 to 1588 code for a protein of 514 amino acids. Gene Ontology annotation, molecular function: DNA binding. NCBI's taxonomy places the organism in Eukaryota, Metazoa, Chordata, Actinopteri, Cyprinodontiformes, Goodeidae. The transcript is spliced from 11 exons. The record is from RefSeq and is a predicted model, not a curated record.